This is a messenger RNA of Lactuca virosa, 252 nucleotides long. Lineage: Eukaryota; Viridiplantae; Streptophyta; Magnoliopsida; Asterales; Asteraceae. The record is from the annotation of a GenBank genome assembly.
AUGGCGGAAUCUGUCAGCCCUAGUGUUGUUGAAUACAAUCAAACAAAAGAGGGAAAUACUGAUUCGAUGGAUCAGAAAUCAAGCCAAACCACAAUGAUUCCUGACGAAAAUGCAGUUAUUGGUGCGAAGCUGUUAUGUGAUGAUGGUAUUGAAAAGAAUGAUGACGAAAGCUUGAGUCUCGUCGGAUCGGUAGUGAAGUCACCAGAGGAUGAGUUUGGUGGUGUUGAAAAGGCUGCUUAUGUUUAUUAUUAA